Messenger RNA from Aedes aegypti (yellow fever mosquito), 1339 nucleotides. Its product is annotated as cytochrome b5. NCBI's taxonomy places the organism in Eukaryota, Metazoa, Arthropoda, Insecta, Diptera, Culicidae. The coding region runs from base 208 to 594 and encodes 128 amino acids. Gene Ontology annotation, cellular component: membrane; intracellular membrane-bounded organelle. The transcript is spliced from 3 exons. The record is from RefSeq and is a predicted model, not a curated record. Gene Ontology annotation, molecular function: heme binding.
UUUCUUCAUUCGUUCGAGACAGUUCCGCAUUGGAUGUCAGCGAGGAGCAACGUCUGGGGGAAAGUUUCGCGAGUUUAGUGUCUUUCUCGGAUUUAAAACACAGUGUGAGACAUCAUCGAAAUCUCCAUAUUUAGUGCCCAGUCAUCUUCCCAUUCCGGUUAAUCAGUUUGUGCUAGAGAAGAAUAAACCAAACCCAGCUUCUUCAACAUGUCGGAAGUGAAAACCUUCUCGCUGGCGGAAAUCAAAGCCCACAACACGAACAAAUCCACCUGGAUUGUGAUCCACAACAAUGUCUACGACGUGACGGAGUUCCUGAACGAGCAUCCCGGCGGAGAGGAAGUGCUACUGGAGCAAGCCGGAAAGGAUGCCACCGAGGCGUUCGAAGAUGUUGGCCACAGCACAGAUGCCCGCGAGAUGAUGAAGAAGUUCAAGGUCGGCGAGCUGAUCGAAUCCGAGCGGAAGCAGGUCCCCGUUAAGAAGGAACCCGACUGGAGCACCGAGCAGAAGGACGAGAACUCCCUGAAAUCGUGGAUCGUGCCGCUGAUCCUGGGACUGCUGGCCACCAUCAUCUACCGGUUCUACUUUACUCAGUAACCUGCCAACGUUAGUGGUGUCUUGAUGCAGGCAAGUGGUGUCAUGCUCGGAGAGGAAGGCCUUUACGAAAUCGUGCCGAACGUUUUCUUCAUUCCAAAACAAAAAAAAACUCUAAGUCUACGACAGCUUAACGGGAGGAGAUGUGCUGUUGAAGGGUAAAUCACAAACAAAUCUUUUGCACACAUACUCACGCUCGUAUACACAAAAAAUAAGCCGGAACCACUUUCCAGACGACACCCGAAAGCAGGAAAUCAACGAGACCGCGUUCAUAAGUUUUAUCCAUUUUUGACUAGUUUACGUUAUAAGCAAAGGAUUUACACGUGUUGGUAAGACCAGGGCAAGGGUUCUACCGUAAAUAAUUCCAGUUCUACCUUUUUUCCCCGUGUAACUAAGGCGAUAUGUUCAGAGUUUAAUAUCAAUUCAAAACCUAACUUAUAAAAUUGCAUAUUUUGUAACGCUAAGGGGAAAAGUUUUCUACUGUGCUGAACUUUUUCUAGGAAGACCAAAAACGAAAAAAGAAAAAUAUAUUGUUUUAACCACUAAACAUUCUAGGCGCAUAAUUGUUGUUGACAAAAUCUGGAUUCCGAUCACUGGUUGUUGCAUUGAGAGAAAAUUAUGUUGACGAUUAGUAGGUUUUAUUUGCACUUGAUAGCAUUUUUCUGAUUCAGGGUUGUUUUUGAAGAUAUGUUUGUGCUUCUGUACGAAAUUUAGCCUAUUCUUGGGAAUAAAAAAGUCUAUAUUUGUA